Messenger RNA from Purpureocillium takamizusanense, 1449 nucleotides. RefSeq names its product mitochondrial phosphate carrier protein. The transcript is spliced from 3 exons. Gene Ontology annotation, biological process: mitochondrial phosphate ion transmembrane transport. Gene Ontology annotation, cellular component: mitochondrial inner membrane. The record is from RefSeq and is a predicted model, not a curated record. Gene Ontology annotation, molecular function: phosphate transmembrane transporter activity. The coding region runs from base 119 to 1093 and encodes 324 amino acids. NCBI's taxonomy places the organism in Eukaryota, Fungi, Ascomycota, Sordariomycetes, Hypocreales, Ophiocordycipitaceae.
CUUUUUCUUCCCUUCUCCUCCCCAUCCCCAGAAUCUCCACGUCGAGAACAACUUCAUCCCCCCCCAACUCCACUCCCUGUCCUUGUCGCCGUCUCCCCGUCGGUCUCUCUAAUUCACAAUGGCCUCUCCCGCGCAGUCCACCGGCUCGACCAAGGUUGACGCCGUCAUCCAGAAUGUCAAGGCAGCUGAGCCCCAGAAGCUGUCUGGCGUCGCUCUGUACUCGCGCUUCGCCCUCGCCGGCGCCAUCUGCUGCUCUGUCACCCACGGCGGUCUGACUCCCGUCGAUGUCGUCAAGACCCGCAUCCAGCUCGACCCCCAGACCUACAACCGCGGCAUGAUCGGCGGCUUCCGCCAGGUCAUCCAGAACGAGGGCGCUGGCGCUCUCCUCACCGGUGUCGGCCCUACCUUCGCCGGUUACUUCCUCCAGGGCGCCUUCAAGUUCGGCGGCUACGAGUUCUUUAAGCAGCAGUGCAUCAACCAGCUCGGCUACGAGACUGCCUCCAACAACCGCACUGCCGUCUACCUCGCUUCCUCCGCCGCCGCCGAGUUCUUCGCCGACAUCGCCCUCUGCCCCCUCGAGGCCACCCGUAUCCGUCUCGUCUCUGAGCCCACCUACGCCAACGGUCUCGUCGGCGGCUUCACCAAGAUGCUCAAGAACGAGGGUCUUGGCGCUUUCUACGCUGGUUUCGGUCCUAUCCUCUUCAAGCAGAUCCCUUACACCAUGGCCAAAUUCGUUGUCUACGAGAAGGUUGCCGAGACUGUCUACCGCUCGUACCCCAAGAAGGACAUGACCGACGGCAUGCAGACCGCCGUCAACCUGGGCUCUGGUCUCAUCGCUGGUUUCGCCGCCGCCAUCGUCUCUCAGCCCGCCGACACCAUGCUUUCCAAGAUCAACAAGACCAAGGGCCUCCCCGGUGAAGGCACCACCUCCCGCCUCAUCAAGAUCGCCAAGGAGCUCGGCUUCCGUGGCUCGUAUGGCGGCAUUGGCGCUCGUCUUUUCAUGGUUGGUACCCUGACUGCUGGUCAGUUCGCCAUCUACGGUGACGUCAAGAAGGCCCUCGGUGCCACCGGCGGCGUCGAGAUCGCCAAGUAAACACAUUCCUCAUGUGUUGAGAUGUAUAGAGGGGAGGAGAGGUUGAAGACGGCAUAGAGGUGCCAGGGCUCGGCACGCGCUGCGCUGCCCAAGAGCUGGGCCUUGCUCGCGUGUCCAGCUCGUGCGCCUUCAUAGAGAGCGGAGUGGUAUCGUCAUGGCAUUGCGUCUCCAGCGAGCUGGGAGGCGCCUUGCCCAUCGUUUGUCGCCUCGACGACUCGACCUUUGGGACGGGAUGGGAUCCGGUCUCGUGUUUGCCUAGAGUAGAGCAUAGAGUGGCAGACCAGGGGCAUUCUUCCCCAGGGUUGUAUAAUAGUCGUUUUCACGUUUCAAAUAGACGGGAGUUCUUCUGGCUGUAA